AUGGCUAUUCCUCAUGAAUCAAGUGAAGCUUCCUAUUUGCUGCCUCCAAACAAGGAGGACUGGGAAGAGCGUGGCAUUCCUGACUUUGUCUAUGGGCAGGAGGAACUCCUGGCUGAAGGGAUUCAGUGGCCCAGGAACACAGCUGAUGUUCUGAGGGCUCUGCCACUGUCUCGCUUUGACUUUGCAAUCUGCUCCGCCUGGAGGCAGCGGAUGGAGCUGGGCCUGUUUCGCUACCACCUGGGGGAACUGCAGACCCAAAUCCUCCCUGGUGCUGUGGGUUUUGUGGCUCAGCUGAAUGUGGAGCGAGGGAUACAGAGAAGGCGCCCCCAGAGCAUUAGGAGUGUGAGGCAGGCGUAUGAUCCAGAACAGUUUAACUUCAACAAGAUCCGACCAGGAGAAAUCCUCUUUCGUCUGCACCGGGAGCCCAAUCCAGAUGGUGCUCUCCAGCAAGAGGAUAUCCUUGUGAUGAUCAAUGUCAGCCCCUUGGAGUGGGGCCACGUGCUGCUGGUUCCCGAGCCUACUCGGGGGCUCCCCCAGCGCCUGCUGCCAGGUGCACUGCGGGCUGGGGUUGAGGCUGUGCUGCUGAGUCUGCACCCAGGCUUCCGUGUUGGCUUCAACAGCCUGGGCGGCUUGGCUUCAGUAAACCACCUGCACCUGCACGGCUAUUACCUCGCCCACAGACUACCUGUGGAGGGGGCACCAAGUGAGCCCCUGGACCCUAGAGGCCAUCUCUAUCUGCUCCAGGCCCUCCCAGCUCCUGGCUUCCUUUUUUACACUAGCAACCCGGGACCUGAUUUGGAAGCCUUAGUAAGCAGGGUUUGUCGGGCCACAGACUACCUGACUGACCAUGAGAUUGCACAUAACUUAUUUGUGACCCGGGGAGCCCCACCUGGAGAGACAUCACCUUCCUCAGCCCUCACAGGGGUCCGCGUCAUUCUCUGGGCCCGAAAGUCCAGCUUUGGGAUAAAGGAAGGUGAGGCUUUCAACGUUGCCCUCUGUGAGCUGGCUGGGCACCUCCCUGUCAAAACAUCCCAGGAUUUCACCAGCCUGACAGAGGCGGCUGCUCUGAUCCUUAUCCAGAACUGUCUGCUGCCUCCAGCCCAGACAGAAGAGGUCCGGGCAGCACUGGUGGCCCUGGUGGCCCAGGAGAAGCAGUAA
Orycteropus afer afer is the source of this 1158-nucleotide messenger RNA. RefSeq names its product GDP-D-glucose phosphorylase 1 (gene GDPGP1). Lineage: Eukaryota; Metazoa; Chordata; Mammalia; Tubulidentata; Orycteropodidae. Gene Ontology annotation, cellular component: cytoplasm. Gene Ontology annotation, biological process: glucose metabolic process. The record is from RefSeq and is a predicted model, not a curated record. Gene Ontology annotation, molecular function: GDP-D-glucose phosphorylase activity.